AUGUCUCCAACGGAGGAGUUGGUCAAGCAGUGGGAAAGUGAGCAGGCCCAGCUCCGAAAGCAGGUGGUUGAGGUUGACACGGAGCACUGGCAGAAGUGCACAGACUUCUGCGGAUUGGAGCGGGUUGCUGGACUGGACCUCUCUUUUAUAAAAGGUGAUGAGAUCAAUGCCUGCUCCCAGCUGGUAGUACUCAGGUACCCCGAUCUUGAGGUGCUCUAUGAGGACAGCCAAAUGGUAACUCUGACGGCACCCUACGUGGCUGGCUUUCUAGCCUUCCGAGAAUCCCCUUUCCUCUUGGAGUCUUUGCAGCGUCUUGAAAGAAACGAGCCCACUCUUUUACCUCAGGUGCUGUUUGUGGAUGGCAAUGGUCUCUUUCACUACAGAGAAUUUGGACUUGCAUGCCAUGUUGGAGUGCUGUCAGGGCUGCCGUGUGUGGGUGUUGCCAAGAACCUUCUCCAGGUCCAGGGAGUGUACAAAAACGAAGAACACCAAUCUCAGAUAUCAGCACUACAGAAAGAAGGUGACAGCUUUCCACUUAUAGCAACCUCUGGCAAAGUGCUUGGAAAGGCAUUACGUACCUCAGACAAGAGCACUAAGCCAGUCUAUGUGUCAGUUGGCCACAAGAUCAGUCUGGAUACAGCUGUAAAACUCACACACUCCUGCAGCCGAUUCAGAGUUCCAGAGCCAAUUAGACAGGUCAUUUCAGACAUAGCCCAGCCAACACAGAGGAACUGCAUCAGGAGCAAAGAGCACUGGAUCAGGAGAAGUACCCUGGCCAAACAGAAACACAAGCUGGUCUUGUUGUCUGCCACAGAGCGGAUAAAGCUGGAGAAGUUGGCUGCCAUCCUUUAA
Nerophis lumbriciformis (worm pipefish) is the source of this 852-nucleotide messenger RNA. NCBI's taxonomy places the organism in Eukaryota, Metazoa, Chordata, Actinopteri, Syngnathiformes, Syngnathidae. The record is from RefSeq and is a predicted model, not a curated record.